AUGUCAGACGCUUUGAUCAAUGGACUCGCCGGAGCUGGCGGCGGGAUCAUAGCUCAGCUUAUCACUUAUCCUCUUCAAACCGUAAAUACUCGGCAACAAACGGAGCGUGAUGUGAAAAAAGAGAAGAGGAAGCAUGGAACUAUUGAGCAAAUGUGUCAGGUUGUUAAAAAUGAAGGAUGGGGACGAUUGUAUAGCGGAUUAGCGCCAUCGGUCGUAGGUACAGCUUGUUCUCAGGGUGUUUACUAUUAUUUCUAUCAAAUAUUCAGGGAUAGAGCUGAAGCUAUAGCUCGUGAACAUAAGAGGAAUGGAAUUGGUGAUGGAUCAGUUGGGAUGCUAUCGUCACUUUUGGUGGCUGCAUUAGCCGGGUGUACAAAUGUGCUGUUGACGAACCCUAUAUGGGUAGUUGUCACGCGUAUGCAGACGCAUACCAAGAACUCAAAGAAGUCUCAGCCUAGUCGAUCAUCCAUUGCCCUAGAUGAAAAAUCAUUAGAUCCAAUGGAGCCUCCUCCGUAUGGAACUGGCCAUGCGAUUCAAGAACUCUAUGAUGAAGCUGGAAUUGGGGGCUUUUGGAAAGGUGUAUUCCCAACAUUAAUCAUGGUGAGCAACCCUUCAAUGCAAUUCAUGUUGUAUGAAACCAUGUUGAAGAAGCUGAAGACAAAGCGUGCCUUGGUUAAGAAGGGUGACACUGGAGUCACUGCCUUGGAGAUAUUUCUCCUUGGAGCUUUAGCAAAGCUUGGAGCUACUGUUGUAACAUAUCCUCUUCUAGUGGUAAAGUCGAGGCUUCAAGCAAAACAAAUUACAACUGGAGACAAAAGACAUAAUUACAAAGGUACAUUGGAUGCUAUCCUCAAGAUGAUUCGUUACGAAGGGCUCCAUGGGUUUUAUAAAGGCAUGAGCACGAAAAUUGUGCAAAGUGUUCUUGCAGCUGCUGUUUUGUUCAUGAUUAAGGAAGAACUUGUCAAGGGUGCUCGAUUGUUGCUCACUAAGGGUGGCGCUAGUAUAAGGAAAACAAGGCCUGCCUGA
Messenger RNA from Dovyalis caffra, 1023 nucleotides. Lineage: Eukaryota; Viridiplantae; Streptophyta; Magnoliopsida; Malpighiales; Salicaceae. The record is from the annotation of a GenBank genome assembly.